CAUAACCCUUCAGAUCUCUCACAAACUGCUCUCUCUCUACGCAUCACUCCCCAAAGCGGUUAACAAUGUCAGCCGCCGCCGCAUCCUCCACGAUCUCCGUCGCCGCCACCAACCCCCUCAAGACCCUAUCCCUCUCCUCCUCCAGAUCCCCUCUCCCACCCGCCACCAUCUCCCUCCUCCCUUUCCCAUCUCGCACCCUCACCACCCCUCGCCGCCGCCUCAUCCUCGUCUCCUGCACCGCCGGAGACGGAUCCUCCAAACCCACGAUUCUCGUCGCGGAGAAGCUCGGCGAGGCCGGCGUGAAGCUCUUGGAAGGGUUCGCGAAUGUCGACUGCUCUUACAACAUGACCCCCGAGGAGCUCAACACCAAGAUCUCCCUCUGCGAUGCGCUGAUCGUGAGGAGCGGGACCAAGGUUGGCCGUGAGGUCUUCGAGUCUUCUCGUGGACGUCUCAAGGUUGUUGGACGCGCUGGUGUUGGGAUUGACAACGUGGAUCUGAGCGCUGCGACUGAGUUUGGCUGUUUGGUCGUUAACGCGCCCACGGCGAACACGAUCGCCGCCGCUGAGCACGGGAUCGCUCUUUUGGCCUCUAUGGCCAGAAACGUCGCUCAGUCUGAUGCCUCUGUUAAGGCUGGAGAGUGGAAGAGGAACAAGUAUGUGGGUGUUUCACUCGUUGGCAAGACUCUUGCGGUGAUGGGAUUCGGGAAAGUCGGGACCGAGGUUGCUCGUCGUGCUAAAGGUCUCGGCAUGCGUGUGAUUGCUCAUGACCCCUACGCACCAGCAGACCGUGCGCACGCCAUUGGUGUUGAGCUGGUGAGCUUCGACGAAGCCUUGGCUACUGCGGAUUUCAUUUCGCUCCACAUGCCUCUUACCCCUGCGACGAACAAGAUACUCAACGACGAGACGUUCGCUAAGAUGAAGAAGGGAGUUCGUAUUGUGAACGUUGCUCGUGGAGGUGUGAUAGACGAAGACGCGUUGGUGAGGGCAUUGGAUGCUGGGAUUGUUGCCCAGGCUGCGCUUGAUGUUUUCACUAAAGAGCCGCCGGCUAAAGACAGUCCUCUGGUGCAGCAUGAGAGGGUUACUGUGACACCUCAUCUUGGAGCCAGCACAAUGGAGGCUCAGGAAGGAGUUGCUAUUGAGAUUGCUGAAGCUGUUGUUGGAGCUUUGAAUGGAGAGCUUGCUGCUACUGCUGUCAAUGCUCCUAUGGUUUCUGCUGAGGUUCUGACUGAGCUGAAACCAUAUGUGAUACUAGCCGAGAAGCUAGGGAGACUAGCGGUGCAGCUCGUGGCUGGAGGAAGCGGCGUGAAGAACGUGAAAGUCUCAUACACCUCAGCAAGAGCCACUGAUGAUCUCGACACAAGACUGCUCCGAGCCAUGAUCACCAAGGGAAUCAUCGAGCCGAUCUCCGACGUAUACGUCAACUUGGUCAACGCUGACUUCACAGCCAAGCAGAGAGGUCUCAGACUCUCGGAGGAGCGUGUGCUCUUGGACGGGUCGCCAGAGAACCCCUUGGAGACCAUAACUGUUCAGCUAGGCAACGUGGAGUCCAAGUUCGCUAGUUCCUUGUCUGAGUCAGGAGAGGUGAAAGUGGAAGGAAGGGUUAAAGAUGGAAUCCCGCAUUUGACAAAGGUUGGGUCUUUUGAAGUGGAUGUGACUCUUGAAGGUAGUAUCAUACUGUGCAGGCAGGUUGAUCAGCCGGGUAUGAUUGGGACGGUGGGUAGCAUUCUUGGAGAGUCUAAUGUGAAUGUUAACUUCAUGAGCGUUGGGAGGAUUGCGCCGAGGAAGCAAGCGAUCAUGGCGAUUGGUGUAGAUGAUCAGCCAAGCAAGGAGACGCUUAAGAAGAUUGGAGAGAUCCCAGCGGUCGAGGAGUUUGUUUUCCUCAAGCUCUAAGUUUGCUGCAUUGUUGUUGUUGUUGUUGAUUUUUGAACCUUGAAUCUUGAAUGUGAGGGAGGGAGGGAGGAUUUGAUGAAGUGUUUUACCUUUACUGGGUUUUAGGCAAUAAAGUUUCUUUUGGCAUUA
Molecule: messenger RNA, 2018 nt
Organism: Raphanus sativus (radish)
Lineage: Eukaryota; Viridiplantae; Streptophyta; Magnoliopsida; Brassicales; Brassicaceae
Product: D-3-phosphoglycerate dehydrogenase 1, chloroplastic-like
Exons: 3
Coding region: 66-1889 (607 amino acids)
Biological process (GO): L-serine biosynthetic process
Cellular component (GO): chloroplast stroma
Molecular function (GO): NAD binding; phosphoglycerate dehydrogenase activity
Source: RefSeq, a predicted model, not a curated record